AUGGAUCAAAAGGCCUCGUCGUCUUUUCCUGAUUCAGAGACUAUCCCAAGUGGAACUCAGUUCGAAGCGUAUGCGCCUCCGAAUCCUCCAAACCUGUUCACGAUCGUACGUGGACAGGUCCUGACUAAGGAAGGAUGGUGGGGAGAUUUUGACUGGAAGAACAUGUGUAUGCCAUCUUUCCUAGUCAAAGGAAAGACCAAUGCACCCUUUUGGGGUCUCAACAGUCGUCUCCCACUUGGUCUGGCUGCUAUCAUGGGAUUCCAACACUCUCUUGCCAUGGUCAGUGGUGUUGUUACACCUAUCUUGAUUAUGAUUGGAUCUGGAUCGACUUCCCUCAACCUCACAUUAGAAGAUCAGCAAUAUCUUCUUUCAGCUGCACUCAUUACUUCGGCUAUCCUGUCACUUAUCCAGAUCACUCGCUUCAAAAUAUACGGCACAAACUAUUACAUCGGAACUGGUCUGCUCAGUGUGGUCGGUCCUAAUUUUGCCAGUAUCCCUGCGACGGCUGCCAUCAUCAAAAACAUGUACUCAAACGGCUAUUGUGAAACUUCUGUUCUCGAAGACGGUACAAUCGAUUAUCUCCCUUGUCCCAAAGCAUGGGGUGCCAUUCUGGGAACCUCUAUGGUUUGCUCUUUCUUUGAGAUUGGCAUGAGCUUCUUGCCUCCCAAGAUGAUCAAGCGUAUUUUCCCUCCAAUUGUCUCUGGUACAACAAUCUUGCUUAUUGGAUGUAGUGUUAUUUCUACUGCUUUAUCUGAUUGGGCUGGUGGAUCUGGUGGAUGUUCAUCUCGUCCUGAGACAGGGUACUAUUCGCAAUGUCCCAAUACCGAUGCUCCUCAUCCUCUUCCCUGGGGCAGCCCUGAAUUUAUUGGCCUUGGAUUUGUUGUAUUUGCUACAAUUCUAUUGAUCGAAAACUUGGGGUCUUCGUUUAUGAAGAGUGCUCAGAUUGUUCUUGGAUUGAUUGUCGGUACUAUCGUUGCCGCUGCUUGUGGAUACAUUGAUGAUAGUUCUAUUACCAGUGCCCCUGUAAUUACAUUUGUUUGGGUCAAGACAUUCCCAAUAACUGUGUAUGGCCCAGCUGUCAUUCCAUUUUUGAUUGUUUAUCUGGAUAAUAUGCUGGAGAGUAUUGGUGAUAUUACUGCUUCGUGUGAUGUUUCGGGUGUAGAGGUUGACGGACCAGCAUUCCAAGCACGUAUUCAAGGAGGUCUGUUGGCAGAUGGUGUCAAUUCAUUUAUUGCCGCCUGCAUGACCAUAAGUCCCCUUGUUACUUUUGCCCAGAACAACGGUGUGGUAGCUUUGACAAGAUGUGCUAACCGUGUUGCUGGAUACUUUUGCUGUUUCUUUAUUUUGCUGUAUGGAAUCUUUGGCAAGAUUUCGGCUGUAUUCUUGGCCAUCCCAAAGUGUGUAUUGGGCGGUAUGAAUGCCUUUUUGUUUGCUUCUGUCACUGUGUCUGGAAUUCGUAUUUUGGCUUACCUGCCAUGGACCCGUCGCGAUCGUUUUAUUACAACCGCAUCACUUGCCCUUGGUAUGGGUGUCACACUCUGUCCUGGCUGGUUCUCUCAUGUGUUUAGCUAUAGCGGUAACAACGACUCCCUCAAGGGUUUCUUGAGUGCUAUUGAAACUAUUGUGGAUACUGGCUACUGUAUUGGAUCUCUGAUGGCCAUCUUCCUUAACCUGGUGGUCCCUGCUGAGUGGGGCCCCGAAACUAUGCAGGAAAUCGACGAACUUAACCAAAAAGAGCGCGAUGAGAUUCGUAAUGGGUUCCUUACCAGCAGUACCUUGAAUGAGGAGCACAAUUUAUCUGAAUUGAACGAAAGAGCCAACCCUUAG
Molecule: messenger RNA, 1827 nt
Organism: Phycomyces blakesleeanus NRRL 1555(-)
Lineage: Eukaryota; Fungi; Mucoromycota; Mucoromycetes; Mucorales; Phycomycetaceae
Exons: 8
Coding region: 1-1827 (608 amino acids)
Biological process (GO): transmembrane transport; xanthine transport
Cellular component (GO): fungal-type vacuole; membrane
Molecular function (GO): xanthine transmembrane transporter activity
Source: RefSeq, a predicted model, not a curated record